Messenger RNA from Pistacia vera, 2062 nucleotides. RefSeq names its product endoglucanase 12. NCBI's taxonomy places the organism in Eukaryota, Viridiplantae, Streptophyta, Magnoliopsida, Sapindales, Anacardiaceae. Gene Ontology annotation, biological process: carbohydrate metabolic process. Gene Ontology annotation, molecular function: hydrolase activity, hydrolyzing O-glycosyl compounds. The record is from RefSeq and is a predicted model, not a curated record. The transcript is spliced from 4 exons. Bases 128 to 1999 code for a protein of 623 amino acids.
UUUCAAAAUCAUUACAGUAAUUAAUCUAGUCAACGUACUCUUCUUCUUCAAAUAUUUAUACAGGGGCGUUCAAGCUAAUAAUCUCAGAGAGGGAGAGCGUGAAGAAGGAUAUAUAAUAAAAAAAAAAAUGCACGGCGGCAACCACUGGGGAGGCUCGUUGGAGAUCGUAGACCAGAACGAUAACCAAAAGAGUCGUGAAUUAAGCGAGUGGGACAAAGCGUCGUUGCAUUCGCAGCAACAUCUACAUCAUCAUCAUCAUCAUCUCGAUGAGACGCAGCAGAGCUGGCUACUUGGACCUCCAGAAAAGAAGAAGAAGAAGUACGUAGACUUGGGAUGCAUUUUGUUAAGCCGCAAGGCGUUUAAAUGGACGCUCUUGUCUAUCGCCAUCGCCUUUGUGGUUAUCGCUCUCCCGAUCAUCAUCGUUAAAACGAUUCCCAAACACAAAGCCAAACCUCCUCCUCCGGAUAAUUAUACCGUCGCCCUCCAGAAGGCUCUCCUCUUCUUCAAUGCUCAGAAGUCUGGGAAAUUGCCGAAGAGCAAUGGGAUAUCAUGGAGGGGGAAUUCAGGGCUGAAUGAUGGGAGUAAUUUGAGUGAUGUUAAAGGAGGUCUUGUUGGAGGAUAUUAUGAUGCUGGUGAUAACACAAAGUUUCAUUUUCCAAUGUCAUAUGCCAUGACAAUGCUGAGUUGGAGUUUGAUUGAAUACAGUCACAAAUAUGAAACCAUUGGAGAGUACGACCAUGUCAGAGAUCUCAUCAAAUGGGGCACUGACUAUUUGCUUCUUACCUUCAAUUCUACUGCCACCAAGAUUAACCAAAUCCAUGCCCAGGUUGGUGGAUCUCAGAAUGGCACUUCAGAACCAGAUGAUCACUACUGUUGGACGAGACCAGAAGACAUGGACUAUCGAAGACCAGUACAAACAAUCCAGGCAGGCCCUGAUCUCGCCGGGGAAAUGGCGGCGGCUCUCGCGGCAGCCUCCAUUGUUUUCCGUGACAAUUCUGCAUACUCCAAGAAGCUGAUCAAAGGUGCCAAAACAGUGUUUGAUUUCGCCCGAGACGGCGGCAAACGAAGAACGUAUUCAAGAGGGAACCCUUACAUCGAGCCAUAUUAUAACUCUACUGGCUAUUAUGAUGAAUAUAUGUGGGGAGCUGCAUGGCUGUAUUAUGCCACUGGGAAUAAUUCCUAUAUUUCCCUGGCAACAAAUUCUGGAUUGCCGAAGCAUUCCAGGGCAUUUUUUAUGACGCCUGAUAAUAUUGUUCUCAAUUGGGAUAAUAAACUGCCUGCUGCCAUGCUCCUGUUGACAAGGUUCAGGAUUUUCCUGAAUCCUGGAUAUCCUUAUGAGGACAUGUUGAGGAUGUAUCACAACACAACAACUCUUACUAUGUGCUCUUAUCUUCAGCAAUUCCAUGUCUUCAACUGGACUAAAGGGGGAAUGAUCGAACUGAACCAUGGAAAAGCACAGCCUCUGCAGUAUAUGGCUAAUGCUGCUUUCUUGGCAUCUCUGUUUGUUGAUUACCUGAAUGCUACUGAUGUUCCUGGUUUCACCUGUGGUCCUUCUUUCAUUUCAUUAGAUCAGCUAAGGAAUUUCUCAACCUCUCAGGUGGAUUACAUUCUGGGUAAGAACCCCUUGAAGAUGAGCUAUGUGGUGGGGUUCGGCAACAAGUUUCCCAGGCAUGUACAUCACCGGGGUGCUUCAAUACCCAAAGACAACAAGAAGUACUCAUGCACUGGAGGAUUCAAGUGGCGCGACACCAAGAAUCCCAACCCUCACAACAUUACGGGAGCCAUGGUUGGAGGGCCUGAUAAGUUUGACAAGUUUCGCGACGUGCGUGGCAAUUAUAGCUACACCGAGCCAACAUUAGCUGGGAACGCUGGCCUGGUUGCUGCACUUGCAUCCUUGACAACAACCGCUGGUUAUGGCAUUGACAAAAACACCAUGUUUACAGCUGUUCCACCACUGUAUCCACAGAGCCCUCCCCCUCCAGCUCCUUGGAAGCCUUGAACUGCUAUGUAUAAUAAACUUCGUACAUGCUAAUGUCCCUCAAGUUUUGGUUUUACUUUUACA